GUCAACAUUGAGAGCAUAUCGUAAUGUCUUUCGUGCUACCCAGUCAGAAAGGGUCAAGUUUAUCCCCGCAGUUUAUAAGAUAGACAUUAAGCUUUCCGUCCCCAGCAUGUUGAUUUUUCCCCAUGGGGGCUUUGGAAUAUUAAGCAAGCAUCCCCGCAUACUGCGAGAGACAGGUGAUCGAUCACUCAACUACUACUGAACAGGCUUGACACUACCCCUACUAAGAGUUGAAUCCGCCCUGCAAAAUCCUUUCGAAGCAACCCUACUAGAUGAAUCAGCACUGCCCGGCACCACUUUUGGACGAGUCGCGAUUUCCUGACCAAGGCGGAUUUUUGCCUGGCCGUUGGUGUACAAAUUUGCCUCAGUAUAAUAAUGUGUCGUGCUGCUUACCGUGCCCCCUGAGCGCCUGGCGAUAUGAACGAGUAACACGCCUAGUUGACGACCACGGUGCAAUCGGCUGGAUGGGUAUUUUUACCCUCACCGUGACCUCUUUAAUGCUUCUCACAUUUGCUGCUCUACCUGUGGAGUUGACUGCACGCCAUUAUUUUACGACCCACCCCUUGGUUGGUUUUGCUCUGAUGUCGCUGUGUUUCGUCAUUCCAUUCGAUUCUGAACCACCACAGUGCUACGAUGGUAUCACACCCAACGAUAUCAACUCAGAUACUAGUUGUUGUGCUACGUCAGCUACCCUAUUCCUCGGUAUUUGGAUAUUAUUGCUGAAUAACCUUUUCCGAUCGAUUUGGCUCCAUGUCAAUAUCUGCUGGGAUUUAAAACCGGGAGCAAAAUUCAUGUUCUUCGCACUUACAUGUUCAUAUGGCGGCUCAGUAUGCCUUGUGGCCCUUGCCCUGGGUGUGACUGGCGGGUCCUAUCAAGUCGGCCAGACCUGCGUGCUUAAUCCCCAGAAAAGUAUAGCUACAGCUUGGGGUCCAAUAUUGGGGGUUUCACUUGCAUCUACCGUUUUGCAACUGUGUUCAGUCCUAUAUUGCAUUUACGUUGUUAUCAAACCUGUAGCCCACGAAAGACUACGUAUGUAUUCCGGAGAGCGACCCUCCUCGACCGAGAUACGUCAGGCUUUUACAACACGACAAGUAUCCUUGCGAAUCCAGAAACUGCUUGUGAUGCAGUGGAGGCCUAUAGCUAUGGUUGUCUUGAUUGCAGCAUAUGCAGCCUACGUAACGACGGUAUUCCUGCGCAUUGGCAUUUCGGCUGAUUACCCGGUCGACGCGACUCAACGGUGGUUCUCGUGCCUGGUUUCAUCCCAGGGAGACAUCGACGACUGCGAACAGCUCGCUUCCAGAAUCAGGACCAGUCAAAAUGAGAUACAAGCAGCAUUAUGUAUGAUUGCAUCCAGCGGGCUCUGGGCUGUCAUCCUCUCAUUCCGGUUGUCCAUGAUCCAAGGUUGGAUAGAACUGAUUAGGGCCAAAAAACGGGGUUUACGGUUAAAAUUAUCCAUAUUCACAUCCCAGUGUUGUCAAGAAUCGAACGACUUGGCUCUCAUUCGAGACUCGGAUAGUCAUAACCAGAGCCUUGAUGCCUGCCAGGUUUAAUCCGAAGGUUAAUUGAUUAUUCUGAUGAUGAUAUUACAAUUGACUCAUGCUGUGACAGGAAAUGGUAAAUAGGGAAGGGCAUAAAAACACAUAUAUAGUGUUGUAAUUAUAACAGAUUAAUUGUAUUGAAAACAAUCAAAG
Messenger RNA from Talaromyces proteolyticus, 1688 nucleotides. RefSeq lists its product as uncharacterized. The record is from RefSeq and is a predicted model, not a curated record. The transcript is spliced from 7 exons. The coding region runs from base 270 to 1547 and encodes 425 amino acids. NCBI's taxonomy places the organism in Eukaryota, Fungi, Ascomycota, Eurotiomycetes, Eurotiales, Trichocomaceae.